AUGAACCCAACGAAAGCACUCCAUAGCCUCUUCGACGACCGAGAAUCAGCCCUUCAUGUUCUAAUGUCCAUGGCGCUUCGAUAUCUUCGUCACGAUAAAACCCAAGUCCUUCGCAGCUACUUAGCGAUGUUUGACGAGUAUUAUGUCCUGGGUAACGGAUCUUACUUGGGAUCGCCAAUGAAGAAGUCAACCAUAAUGUCGGGUGACCUGGACAUUACAUUCGAAAUCCCUGCCAUGAAAACACUGAUAGAUGGCCUUUGCAAACAUUUCGCUGCUCUUUACCGCUUUCGCCAGGAAAACCCAGGUUUGAUCGACCCCCCGUCCAAUUGGGCCGAAAGCCUUGCCACGACCACCCCUCCUUCCAAUGUUGCCGAUGCCCUUCGAUAUUAUACGCGCAGAUUUCAUCAAGAUUGUCUACAGUCAAUCAAUAAAACAGACUGGCUUUACUCAUAUCUUCGUAACUGCAUCCUUGACAUCCCCGAUCGAGCGGCUCACGAAUCACACUGGGUCGACAACACCACCGUACUACGUGAGGUUCCCAAAAAUAACAAUGGAAAGCGAGGACGUGCAAACGAUCAAUGGGAUCAAAAACGAGGGUCAAAGUUUAUAAAAUCGCGCGAUGGUAGCGCACGCGCAAUCGACCCGAUACUCGAAUUACCUCCUGCCGCAUUUGUAGGCACGGGGCUGAGUUUACCGCGUUCUGGCACGGAAUAG
This is a messenger RNA of Pleurotus ostreatus (oyster mushroom), 714 nucleotides long. RefSeq lists its product as uncharacterized. The record is from RefSeq and is a predicted model, not a curated record. The coding region runs from base 1 to 714 and encodes 237 amino acids. The transcript has a single exon. NCBI's taxonomy places the organism in Eukaryota, Fungi, Basidiomycota, Agaricomycetes, Agaricales, Pleurotaceae.